AUGCAGAAGCCCUGCAAAUAUUUUCAGCCUGGAGAUCCGGCCUCAUGCCAACGCGGAGACGAAUGUGGCUUCAGUCACUUGAACAUACCUCUUCGACGAUAUACGAUUGAUCGGCCAGCAUCCACAUCUCCAAGUUCUCCAAGUUUUGUUGAAGAAAGAGCCGAUAGCCCGGUUAUUGUGCCUCCAAUCUCGUUCUUCGCUCGUCCUGUUGGAAUUCCACCACCUGAUCUCAUUCCUCAGCAAACAGCAACUCCACUGACUUUCAAACCAAGAACCAAAUUCGAUCUCAGCAAGUAUCGAUAUGUGGCACCAAAGGUCUCUCCGCAACAACAAACAUCGAUCGCAAGUAUGGCAUCUCUCGAAACAUCAAACGAGCGAGAAUCAUCACAAGCAACAAAUGCUGGUGCAGUGAACACCUCGGGACCAAAAUCGAUGGACAAAGGAAAAGUGGAUCUCGUCUACUCGCAACGUCUCACCGAUGCCACAAUUGAACUCUUCAAGCAGGAAACUUAUCAACGAGGAUACAUUCCACUAGUACCACCAACAAAGGAUCUCAUU
Messenger RNA from Mesorhabditis belari, 558 nucleotides. The record is from the annotation of a GenBank genome assembly. NCBI's taxonomy places the organism in Eukaryota, Metazoa, Nematoda, Chromadorea, Rhabditida, Rhabditidae.